AUUCAGAGGAGGACAGUGAAAGCUGAUGUUGCCAGCAGGUCCCGGCACUGAAGGACAGCGACAAUGACCACUGCCUCCGUGGACGCAAGUGAGAAGCAGCAGCUAGGCCCGCUAGGGUGUGUGAGGCACGGCCAUGGCCUUGUGGUGUUGCAUCUGUUCUCCAUCGUGCUCCUGGCUGGGCUUCUGGUCACAGUUCUUGUUCAAGGUUUUAAGGACCCCACCUCCUCAGGGAAUGAGAAAAUCUAUAAGCAACUUAUGCAGCUGGAGGCUGGAGUGGACAACCUUUGCCGUCCUUGCCCCUGGGAAUGGACAUUCUUCCAUAGAAAAUGUUAUUACUUCUCCAAGUCCCAGCGUAACUGGAAUGAUUCUGUCACUGCUUGCCAGGAAGUGGAGGCUCAACUAGUCGUCGUUGAGAAUGAUGAAGAAAAGACAUUCCUGAGUGCAAUUUCUAAGGAUAAAGGAUCGGCCUGGAUGGGUCUCUCAGACCCCAAACGGGAAGGCAUGUGGCAGUGGGUAGAUGGCACAUCUUUGUCAGACAGCUUCAAGAAGUAUCAGAAGAAAAAAGAAAAUGACAAAGGGGAAGGAGAAGCUUGUGGUGAAGUUACAGGUGACCUCUGGACCACUGACAAAUGUGAACUUGAGAAAUUUUGGAUCUGUGAGAAAUCUGAAGCCUCCUGUCCAGCAAGAAAAGUCUGAUUGUUCUGCAGUUCAUGAUGCUGACAUCCCUGAGAGACAUCAGUAAUUUACCCACAUUAAUGAGAUUUCAACAUUAGCUCUGGGACUCCUCCAUGCCUUAGACUUUAUCAACUGUGAGACAGCAACUAUAGUAGGGGUUCUGAACCUUUCUCAUAAUGUGAUCCUUUAAUGCACUUCUUCAUGCUGUGGUGCCCCCCAAACAAAAUUAUUUUGUUGCUAUUCCUUAACUGUAAGUUUAUGAAUCAUAAUGUAGACAUUUGAAAUAUAGGAUAUCUGAUAUGCAAACCCAAAAGGAUUAUGACCCACAGGUUGGUAACUAGAGUCGUAUAGAAUUGAAUCAUUUAUAUUCUUCCUCCAAUGUUUACAUGUCUUGUACAGCAAUUUCCUCCAACUUGAAACAUUCUGCCCUAGAAGGUAGCUAGCUCAUUAAGACUUUGGAAGUUUGUAGGGGUGCUAUAUAGAUGGUUCAGACGUCAGGAGCACUUGCUAAUUUGACAGAAAAUAUGGGUUCAUGGAGAGAUGGGUUAUAAGUUAAGAGUUCUAGAGGACAUGGGUUUGGUUCCCGCACCUAUGCUGGAGGGCUCACAACCACCUGUAACUUAAGCUCUGGGGGCUCUGGUACCCAUUCCUGAACUCUGUGGGCAAGUGCACUGAGGUGCACAUAUCUACACACAUAUCUACACACAGAUACACAUAAUUAAAGAUAUUUAUAUAAAAAGAAACAAGAAGUUCUAUAGAUAGUCUCAUUAAGACUCAGGAAGGAAACAAUGCACAAGUCUCAAGAAAUCCCUGAAACUUCCCAGAUUCAUAAGAUACCUCCCUCUCUAAAGUAAUAUAUAAAGAGCAAUAAGGAGGGCUGAGGAGAGGAGGCUUUCUGACCUGUAGAGCUGCCUACAAGUGACUGAUUUCAUGAGUCAUUAUCUAUGCUGUGGUAGGAUGUGGACACACAGCUGCUGUCUUUGAGUCAUUUCUGUUUAUGUAAGUAACUCUUCAAACAUAUUAUUGUAAGUAACCCCAAUAAACUCAAUGGUUCAUCUAUUA
Molecule: messenger RNA, 1737 nt
Organism: Apodemus sylvaticus (European woodmouse)
Lineage: Eukaryota; Metazoa; Chordata; Mammalia; Rodentia; Muridae
Product: CD209 antigen-like protein C
Exons: 6
Coding region: 64-696 (210 amino acids)
Source: RefSeq, a predicted model, not a curated record